This is a messenger RNA of Vitis riparia (riverbank grape), 2250 nucleotides long. RefSeq lists its product as uncharacterized. Lineage: Eukaryota; Viridiplantae; Streptophyta; Magnoliopsida; Vitales; Vitaceae. Gene Ontology annotation, cellular component: membrane. Bases 1 to 2250 code for a protein of 749 amino acids. The record is from RefSeq and is a predicted model, not a curated record. The transcript is spliced from 2 exons.
AUGACCAUGACCGUUAUAGUUACAGUUACCGUUACUGUGAUCAUGAUCGUGACCGUGACUAUUAUCGUAACCAUGAUAGGGACCAUUAUCGCAAGUGUCACCAUCACUGUUACCAUUACCAUCGCCGUAUAUGUUACCGUCAGUGUUACCAUCACUGUCAGUGUUACCUUCAGCGUUAUCGUUACUGUUACCGUUACCGUUCUUGUUAUCAUUGCAAUUACCAUGACUGUUACCGUCACUGUCACCAUCACCAUUACCAUUACCGUCACCUUAACCAUUACCGUUACCAUUAUCAUUACUAUUACCAUCAUAAUUAUAAUGAUUGUCACCGUUACCGUUACGAUCAUUGUAACCGUUACUGUCACCAUCAUCGUUUCCGUCACCGUUACCAUCAUCGUUACUAUUACCAUUAUCGUUCUUUACCAUCACCUUAACCAUAAUGGUUACCAUCAUCAUUACCGUUGCCAUCACUGUUAUUAUAACCAUGACCGUGACUGUUACUAUUACCUUUACAGUCAUCGUUAUCAUUACUGUAACCAUGAUCAGGACCAUUACCGCCACUGUCACUAUCACCGUUACCGUUACUAUCACGUCACCGUUACCAUUACCAUUAUUGCAACCAUUAUAAUAACCGUUAUCGUUACCAUUGCCAUCACUGUUAUUGUGACCGUGACCUUUACCGUCACCGUGACCGUCACCAUGAUCGUCACCAUUACCGUCACUAUUAUGGUUACCAUUACUGUUACCAUUACCGUUAUUGUUGUCGUCACAAUUACCGUGAUCGUUACCUUUACCGUCACCGUUACAGUUAACUUCACCAUAACCGUUACCGUCACCAUUACCAUCACCGUCACUGUUUUCAUCAUCGUUAUUGUUACCAUUAUCAUUACUAUUACCGUCACAGUUAUCGUUACUGUAACCAUUACCUUCACCGAUAUUGUUAUCGUCGUCGUAAUUGUUACCGUCACAGUUACCAUCAUCAUUACCGUCACCGUCACCGUCACCGUUACCAUUACCAUAAUCGUUACCAUCACCAUUACCAUAACCGUUACCGUCAUCGUUACUGUUACCAUUACUGUUACUGUUACCCUCACAGUUAUCGUGACCGUUAUCGUUAUUGUUAUCGUCAUCGUAACUAUUACCAUAACCAUUUCUGUAAUCAUUACCAUAACCGUUACUGUAAUUGUUAUUAUUACCAUUACCGUUAACAUUAUCGUUACUGUUACCGUCACAGUUACCGUGAUCGUUACUGUCAUUGUUAUCAUUACCGUUACCUUUAUCGUCACCAUAACAGUUACCAUAACUGUUACUGUAAUCAUUAUCGUAAUCGUUAGCAUAACCGUUACCGUAAUCAUUACCGUUACCAUAACCAUGACCGUGACUGUGACUGUUACUGUUGUCGUUACCGUUUUCGUCACUGUGACCAUGACCGUUAUCGUAACCAUGAUCGGGACCAUUAUCGCCACUAUCACCGUUAUAGUUACCAUUACUUUGACCGUCACUGUUACAAUUAUUGUGACCGUAACCGUUACUGUCACCAUUACCAUUAUCGUUACUGUUACCGUCACUGUUUUCGUCACCGUUACCAUCAUCGUUUUCGUCAUCAUUACCGUUACCAUUACCAUUACUAUUAUCAUCACUGUUACCGUUACCGUGACCAUUACCAUUACUAUUAUCGUCACCAUUACUGUUAUCGUCAUCGUUACCAUUACCAUUAUCAUUACCGUCACCAUAACCAUUAUCAUCACCUUUACUGUCACCGUUACCGUCAUUGUUACUAUGAACGUUACCAUGACCGUGACCAUUAACGCCACCAGUACCGUAACAGUCACAGUUACCAUCAUUGUUACUGUUACUGUCACCGUAACUGUCACCGUCACCAUUAUCGUGACCGUAACCUUUAUUGAAAUCGUUACCGUAACCAUUAGCGUCACCGUUACCGUCACCAUCACUCUUACCGUCAUCGUUACCGUUACCAUCUCCAUUACUAUCAUCGUAACAAUUACCAUUACCGUUAAUAUUACCGUCAUCGUUACCAUGACCGUUACUGUUACCGCUAUAGUGAUCAUCACCAUUACCACUACCAUUACUGCUUCUACCAUCGUCACCAUAACCAUUACCGUCACUGUUACCAUCACGACUACAGUCAUCGUCACCAUCACCAUUACCGUUACUGUCACCGUCACCGUCACCGUAACAUCAUCGUUACAAUUACCAUUACUCUCACCGUCACGGUUACCAUCACCAUAA